AUGCCCAUCUACCAAGAGUUAGUACUCAUUCUUUUGGACAUCAGGCAGCAAUGGAAAACUCACCAUGCCUCGCUUCACUUUGUCAUUCUGCGCCUCGUUGAGCUUAGAGAGCUCUCAGAAGCUGUAAGGAUAGAGGAAGUCUCGACCUCAGAGCUGGACUCGCUACUGGAAGAUGCUGAGGCGGUGGAGGAAGAGGGGAAGGUGGUGUACUCCGUUUCGCUGUACAAGGAUGAGCUGGGUACUUCGGGGGUCUCAGAGCUGGUCGAGCUAACAGACGUGACAGGAGAGUCGGAAGAGGAUGUGUCAGAGGGUGUUACUGUCGGGACGGGCGUCUCGAUAGUACCAGAAUCACUGGUCAACGACUCCGAUGGCGUCUCGGAAGGCAAGACGAAGCUGCUAGUGCCUGAAGUUACCGACUCAGUGUACGAAACAAGCUCAGAGUCCGUAGAGGAUUCGCUGAAUGAGGAUGACCAGUACGAAUAG
Molecule: messenger RNA, 483 nt
Organism: Alternaria triticimaculans
Lineage: Eukaryota; Fungi; Ascomycota; Dothideomycetes; Pleosporales; Pleosporaceae
Exons: 2
Coding region: 1-483 (160 amino acids)
Source: RefSeq, a predicted model, not a curated record